GUCCCAGUGAGGGAGCUGACGGCAGGCCCAGUCAUCCAGUUGGCCCAGUUUUUCCGCUGCAACGUGAGAUGUCGUCGCUUGUAGUUGCGUUUAAAAUCACGAGAACGCGGAAAAGGACGACAUGAGUUGGAAUCCUCUGAAACGACUGUCGAAGCCAUCGACUCGCACCUCUCCUGGAGGUGAACUGGACGAGAAGACUGUCGAAGAAUAUGUAUCUAAAUUUGUUCGCCUGGAGACUGAUACAAAGAAACUGCACAAGGAUGCCAAAAAGUAUGAGGAUGCCAUGCUUGCAUUGUACCACUGUGAAAAAAAGAUGAGCAGCGACCUGGCCAACGGAGAGCUGUGCAAUGACAACCCCGAGCUGCGUAGACUCGUGGAAGAGUGGCUAAGUUUUGCAUCGUCCAUGGAUUCUGCUGUAGACGAUCACCUGGUGGCGAUUAGACGUUGCCUCGUAGACCCCCUCAAGAGGUACCAGACAGUCUUCACGGAAGUGCAGGCGGCGCUCAAGCGUCGCAACCAAGUGGCCCAGGAGUGCGUCCGACUGGAGCAGCGUGCGGAGCGACUGGCAGGCCGUGAAACAACUGGUCCCAACCUGGCCAAGCUGAGCGAGUGCAAGCAAGCCCUCGAGGCGGCACGGGGCGACUUGCGUACCCAGGGUGCACUGCUGGCCCAGGACCUGCCACGCUGGUACCAGGCAAGCAACCUCUACCUGCAGCCCUGCCUUGAAGCCCUGAUGCACAGCCAGACCCUGCACUGGGGGCAGGCAACAACGUGCGCGCACAAUCUGCUCGCCCCAGGUGCGAAGGUGCCCGUGGAGCAGCGCCUGGCCGCUGUCAGGGCCCUCUCCAUCGUGGCACUGCCGUCGUAAAGGCCACAAUAAAGCACUUUAUUUUUGUA
This is a messenger RNA of Ixodes scapularis (black-legged tick), 897 nucleotides long. RefSeq names its product bridging integrator 3. Gene Ontology annotation, cellular component: actin cortical patch. The coding region runs from base 122 to 868 and encodes 248 amino acids. Gene Ontology annotation, biological process: actin cortical patch localization; plasma membrane tubulation; endocytosis. The record is from RefSeq and is a predicted model, not a curated record. The transcript is spliced from 7 exons. Gene Ontology annotation, molecular function: lipid binding. NCBI's taxonomy places the organism in Eukaryota, Metazoa, Arthropoda, Arachnida, Ixodida, Ixodidae.